AUGGGAGGAGAUUAUCAUAUUCCUGAAAUUCUUGUGCUGUUGGAAGAAGAGGAGAGCCAAGGGAAGGACUGUGGGGUUGAUGUCCCAAACCUCAAAGGUCUGUCGGCAGCCAAGUUGCUGACUGAAUCAGGGCUGAGUGUUGUGGUGUUGGAAGCCCGUGACAGAGUUGGAGGAAGAACUUUCACUGAAAGGAAUAAGCAAGUCCAGUAUGUGGACCUUGGAGGAGCAUAUGUGGGGCCGACACAAAAUCGCAUCCUGCGGUUGUCUAAGGAGCUAGGAAUAGAGACGUAUAAAGUGAAUGAAGUAGAACAUCUUAUUCACCAUGUCAAGGGUAAAAGUUAUCCCUUUAAGGGUGCAUUUCCUACUAUGUGGAACCCUUUUGUCAUCUUAGAUUUCAACAAUCUAUGGAGGACGAUGGAUGAAAUGGGAAAGGAGAUUCCUAAUGAAGCCCCAUGGAAGGCACCACAUGCAGAAGAAUGGGACAAAAUGUCUAUGCAAGAUUUCAUAGACAAAGUUUGUUGGACAAAUGCUAGCAAGAGGUUUGCAACGCUGUUUGUGAAUGUGGAUGUCACCUCUGAGCCUCACGAGGUCUCUGCUCUCUGGUUCCUGUGGUACGUGAAGCAGUGUGGGGGGACAGGCAGGAUAUUCUCCACCACCAACGGUGGGCAGGAGAGGAAGUUUGUUGGAGGUUCUGGUCAGAUUAGUGAGAAGAUAAUGGAACGCUUGGGAGGCCGAGUGAAGCUAGAGAAACCUGUAGUCCGCAUUGAUCAGUCAGGUGAAAAUGUCAUUGUGGAGACCUUAGACCAUGAAUCAUACGAGGCCAAGUAUGUUAUUAGUGCCAUUCCCCCAGUUCUUGAUUUGAAGAUUCAUUUCAACCCACCAUUACCACCAAUGAGAAACCAGCUGAUCAGCCGGGUUCCCAUGGGCUCAGUCAUCAAGUGCAUGGUAUACUACAAAGAACCUUUCUGGAGGAAAAAGGACUACUGUGGUACCAUGCUCAUUGAAGAUGAGGAAGCUGUGAUUGGAAUGACACUUGAUGAUACCAAACCCAAUUGCAGUGUUCCUGCCAUAAUGGGUUUUAUUCUCGCUCGAAAGUGUAGAAGACUGACACAUCUCACAAAGGAAGAAAGGAAGAAGAGGAUCUGCGAGCUCUAUGCAAAGGUUUUGGGAUCAGAGGAAGCCUUACACCCAGUGCAUUAUGAAGAGAAGAACUGGUGUGAGGAGCAGUAUUCUGGCGGGUGCUACACAGCUUACUUCCCACCUGGGAUAAUGACACAGUUUGGAAGGAUCAUUCGCCAGCCAGUUGGUAGGAUCUACUUUGCUGGAACAGAGACAGCUACAGAAUGGAGCGGGUACAUGGAGGGGGCUGUGCAGGCUGGAGAGAGAGCAGCUAGAGAGAUACUGUGUUCCAUGGGGAAAAUCUCAGAAGGUGAAAUUUGGAAGUCAGAACCAGAAUCAGUUGAUGUCCCAGCCCGGCCAAUCACUACUACCUUUUGGGAGAGAAACUUGCCAUCUAUACCAGGACUGCUGAGGCUGGUUGGAUUUUCCACUUUCUUCACUUCAGUGGCUGCUGUUGGGCUAUUUGCCUACAAAAAGGGGCUGCUAGUUCAAAACUGAGAAAGGUGCCAGCACAAAGCUGCGUACUUGUUGUGUCCUUUUUCCAAAGUUUAUUUUGACGUGCACUUAUCUGUCUUCAAAAGCAGAUCAGGACUGGUAAUGGGGGUGGGGGAAAGUAGAGAUGCAACUUUAGAGUGAGGAUGAGUGAAGGGGUUCAGAUAAGGUAAGGACCCCCUGAACAUUGACCU
Terrapene triunguis (Three-toed box turtle) is the source of this 1805-nucleotide messenger RNA. Its product is annotated as amine oxidase [flavin-containing] B-like. Bases 1 to 1617 code for a protein of 538 amino acids. Gene Ontology annotation, molecular function: oxidoreductase activity. The transcript has 15 exons. The record is from RefSeq and is a predicted model, not a curated record. NCBI's taxonomy places the organism in Eukaryota, Metazoa, Chordata, Testudines, Emydidae.